AAACCUCUGAGAUGACCUUACAGCUUAAAACCAAAGCUCAACUCUUUGACCUGCACUGCUCUGUUGGCCUGACUGACUGGGACAUGGACAAGGAGCUGAAACUGGCUACAACCACUGACCAGUUUUAUCACGAUGACAAAGUGAAUGAUCAGUACGUGGUCCAGAGGCCUUCUGUAAGAUCCUCAAAAAGAAAAGAUGAAUUUAUAUGGUACGAUAAAACAUCAGAUACCUUCGUGAAACCAAACCUGUGGCUGCUUGUGAAUCCCAGCAUCGCCUGCCCGAUCCAGUACAGAGAGAUUAAAGCUGAUGUGCAACCUGUGUGUGAACCUGCUGAGGAAGCCCAGACCCCUCUGCUGGAGACCCGAUGUCCCCUGACAGCAGAGCUUCACGUAUUUUCCUCCCAUGAUGCUCCUCUCCAGGAGGAGCUGCUGCAGUUGGUUUCCUCUGAGUACAUGAUCAAGGAGGAUGUCUCCUGUCAACCAGCGAAGAACAGACGCAAGGGAAGGACCAUAAAGCCCCAGGACAACAAGCCUCUUAAACCAGGAUGCUGGCCUCGUCCGCCAGUGAAUUAUUGCAUCCUCAUUGCAUUGGCCCUCAAGAGCAGCCAUACUGGAAGCCUCAAAGUCCAGCAGAUUUACAAUUUCACCAGAGAGCACUUCCCCUUCUUUCAGACAGCUCCCGAUGGCUGGAAAAAUACCAUCAGGCACAACUUGUGCUUCAACAGCAGUUUUCACAAAACCUGCAACCAGCUGUGCAGAGAUGGCAAGAGGAAGUCAUGUUUUUGGCACCUUACUUUAGAUGGCCAACGGCGACUUAUGGAUGAGAUCCACAUGCUGACAGGAGAAUCCUUAAAGCAGCUGGAGAGGAGCAUGUCUCACCCAGAUAUGAUUCGGAGUUUAUUUCCAGUGUGAUUUGAGUUAUUAAAAAAUGCAUUAGAGUUGCAUAAUAAAACUUCCUCU
Archocentrus centrarchus (flier cichlid) is the source of this 959-nucleotide messenger RNA. RefSeq names its product forkhead box R1 (gene foxr1). Gene Ontology annotation, cellular component: nucleus. Gene Ontology annotation, biological process: regulation of DNA-templated transcription. The coding region runs from base 12 to 911 and encodes 299 amino acids. Gene Ontology annotation, molecular function: DNA-binding transcription factor activity; sequence-specific double-stranded DNA binding. The record is from RefSeq and is a predicted model, not a curated record. NCBI's taxonomy places the organism in Eukaryota, Metazoa, Chordata, Actinopteri, Cichliformes, Cichlidae. The transcript has 7 exons.